AUGGGUGGAUUUGAUAAGAAGGAGUUGCUUCAUUGGAUCCCACUAGGCCUCGAAGCAGAAGUGAGUGAAACGGGUUGGGAGGCCACUUCUAUAAGGUUGAGUUGCAGACGUGUGGUAGCAAUAGACAUUCCGGCCCAUAGGAUCCUAAAGGUUUGCGAUCAUGUGGGCUAUGGACACGAGUUGAUAGUCGACCUCGAAUCCAUAGAACGGCCCGGCGGACUGGUGACAAGCGAGGCGAUAUAUUCCUGCCUCUUGUGUCAGAACCCUAUACGUUCGAUCGAGGAGACAGGGACCAAGACUUUAGGCGAGAACACCGUAAUCCCGUCUUCAACACAGGCCGUAGUGCAGAUGGCAAAUAUCGACCUCGUGGUGUUUAUUCACACAAUUUUGUUCAUAGGCGACUCGCAGUGGCCCAUAAUUGAAUAG
Messenger RNA from Acaulospora colombiana, 426 nucleotides. NCBI's taxonomy places the organism in Eukaryota, Fungi, Glomeromycota, Glomeromycetes, Diversisporales, Acaulosporaceae. The record is from the annotation of a GenBank genome assembly.